CAGUGUGUUCUUUUGAAUUUUAAUUGGAUUUCUGUAGAAUUGGCCAAAAGAUUCUUUUUCAUCACUGUCUUCCUUUUUCAUUCGGAAAAAGAUUUGGGGUAUUUAAUUUUACUUUACUGUUUUUGCUUUUUCGAGGGGUUGGGGUUUGUUGCAGAGCCUAAACCUCUACAUAUUCUCUAUAUCACUCUAUCUUCUUCACUAAUGAACACUCAAAAGCUGCUGGCAAACAUCCUCUUCAAAGUUCUUGCAAUUCAACUCUAGCCAAUAAAAACCAAUGGAGCCAACUGAUGUUGCAGUCUCUGAAAACCAACAGCUCUCCGCUGACCCUCUGCCUUUUGCUAGAAGUUAUCAGUUGGAAGCCCUAGAGACUGCAUUAAAGCAGAACACAAUUGUUUACUUGGAGACUGGUUCUGGAAAGACCUUGAUUGCAAUUAUGCUUCUUAGAAGCUAUGCUUACCUUCUUCGAAAGCCAUCUCCGUACAUAGCUGUUUUCUUGGUCCCGACUGUUGUUCUAGUGACUCAGCAAGGAGAUUCUCUCAUGAUGCAUACAGACUUAAAAGUGGGCAAGUAUUGGGGAGAAAUGGGUGUUGAUUAUUGGGAUGCUGCUACAUGGCAACGCCAAGUGGACGCCCAUGAGGUACUGGUUAUGACUCCAGCAAUACUACUUGCUGCUUUGAGGCAUAGCUUUAUACAAAUAAACAUGAUUAAAGUUAUAAUAUUUGAUGAGUGCCAUAAUGCACGAGGCAAACACCCCUAUGCCAGCAUAAUGAUGGAAUUUUAUCAUCGCCAGUUAACCCGUCAGAGCUUACAACUUCCAAGAGUAUUUGGGAUGACUGCUUCCCCUAUAAAGUCUAAAGGUUCUAGCACAGCAGAUAGUUAUUGGCAAAAGAUUCGUGAUCUUGAGAAUCUUAUGAAUUCCAAGGUAUACACGUGUGGCAGUGAAUCUGUUCUGGCGGAGUAUAUCCCAUUCUCUAAUCCGAAGUUGAAGAUAUACAAACAUGUGGAUAUUCCUUGCACAUUGUUUCUUAGUUUAGCUCAUGACCUGGAACAGUUGAAAGAAAUGCAUGAUUGUUCAAUUUCAAAGUCAAACCUGUCUUUUAUGAGUGCUGGAACUGCAAGAAGACGUUUGUCAAAACUUUAUUCGGCUUUCUUAUUUUGUUUGAGUGAGAUGGGUGCUUGGCUGGCUUUCAAGGCUACUGAGUUCUUGUCCCGUGAAGAAGUUGAUUUCCUUUCAUGGGGAGAAUUAGAUGUAUGUGCUCAAACUAUUGUUAGAGAUUUCAGUUGGGGUGCAUCUAAGAUUUUUUCGGCUCGCUUACCUUCAGGGCCAUAUUGGUCAAUUGGUGGUGAUAUUCAGGCAAAUGUGGAUGCUGGAUAUUUGUCAUCCAAAGUUACUUGUCUUCUAGAGUCUCUUCUUGAGUACAGGGACCAGAAGGAUUUGAGAUGCAUCAUAUUUGUUGAGAGAAUUAUUACAGCCAUUGUUCUUCGGUCUCUAUUGAAUGAGUUGCUUCCGGAACUAUGUGGUUGGAGAACUGAGUACACUGCAGGACAUAUUUCUGUGGUCCAGUCACAGAGUAGGAAAUUACAAAACAAAAUUGUUGAAGAAUUUCGCAAGGGGUUGGUGAACAUUAUUGUAGCAACAUCUAUUCUUGAAGAGGGCUUGGAUGUUCAAAGUUGCAACCUUGUCAUUCGAUUUGAUCCCUCAGCUACUGUUUGUAGCUUUAUACAGUCACGUGGACGAGCUCGAAUGCAAAACUCUGACUUUCUUCUGAUGGUCAGAAGUGGGGAUGAUUCGACCCUCACUCGCAUGCACAACUAUAUGGCUAGUGGAGAGAUAAUGCGACAAGAAUCAUUAUGUCAUGCUUCUAUUCCAUGUUCACCUCUAGAUGAUGAAUUGUAUGAUGAGCCUUGCUACAAAGUUGAAAGCACAGGAGCAAUUGUCACCCUCAGUUCUAGCGUGUCAUUGUUAUACUUAUAUUGCUCAAGGCUACCAUCGGAUGGGUACUUUAAACCCAAUCCUAGGUGUGUGAUUGAUAAGGAAACAGGAACCUGCACGCUGCAACUUCCCAAAAGUUGCCCUUUGCAAAGAAUUAUUAGUGUACAGGGGAAUAGCAAAAUAUCAAAGCAACUUGCAUGCCUGGAGGCUUGUAAAGAACUUCAUCGUGUGGGUGCCUUGACUGACAAUCUUGUUCCUGAUAUCAUGGAAGAAGAAACCAUCAACAAAGAAUUGGAAUGUCAAAUCCAUACUGUUGAAGAAUUAAAAUACUUUCCACCAGAAUUGGUUAGUCAUUGCGGCAAUGAUUCAGAAGCAGUGUACUACUGCUACCUAGUUGAGUUGCAACAUGACGCUUGCAACGAUUUCCAGCUUCAUGGAAUUAUACUUGCUGUUAGGACAAGGCUUAAGUUUGAUGAUGAAAUAAUGGCAUUUGACUUGGACAUAGAUAGGAGGGGACGCUUACAAGUUCAACUUAAUUAUCACAACGUUGUUACACUUACUUCUGAAGAGAUUCAACGGUGUCGGAGGUUUCAAUCCAGCAUCUUCAGAAUUCUUCUUGACCGUGAUCUGAGUAAACUGCAGGGCGCUUUGGCUGCAGUUCAAUCGCCUAUUGGUUCUGCAGUUUCUGAUUAUCUUUUGCUCCCAUCUUUGGGUACUACACCUGAAAUAAAUUGGAAAUGUGUGAAUUCUUUACUGUUUCCAUCUCAAGCUCUUGAGGCUAAGCAUAUGGAUUGCUGUUCUACACAAGGUCGCAAACGCAGUGUUAGCACCAAAACUGGGGUGAUAUGUAGCUGCAUGUUGGAGAACUCAUUGGUCUUUACUCCUCAUAAUGGCCAUAUAUACUGCAUUACUGGUUUUUUGGAUAAUUUGGAUUGCAACUCAUUGUUGGAUACGAGAACUGGAGAACCCAUUACCUACAUAGAAUACUACAAAAAGCGACAUGGGAUUAACAUAUGCUUUGAAGAAGAACCGCUUCUUAGGGGAAAACAUAUUUGUAAGGUGCACAAUUACCUUCAAAGAUGCAGAAUACAGAAGGCUAAAGAUUCAACUGAUUCAUCUGUGGAGUUGCCUCCUGAACUUUGUUCCCUCAUCAUGUCACCCGUCUCUAUUUCUACCCUUAAUACCUAUUCAUAUGUUCCUUCGAUCAUGCAUCGGAUUGAGUCCUUGGUUAUGGCCUUAAACUUGAAAAGAAUGCAUUUGGAUCACUGCACACUAGAUAUUUUUAUUCCGACCAUUAAGGUUUUGGAAGCAGUGACAACGAAGAAAUGCCUCGAGAAGUUUCAUCUGGAGUCACUUGAGACACUUGGAGACUCUUUUCUCAAAUAUGCUUCCAGUAUACAGCUAUUUAAGACUUACGAAAAUCAUCAUGAGGGUCUUCUCACCAUUAAGAAAAACAAAAUCAUUUCCAAUGAUGCACUAUGUAGGCUUGGAUGUGCUCGUAAAAUACCGGGAUUUAUCCGUAAUGAACCAUUUGAUCUUAAAGCAUGGCUCAUUCCUGGUGAUAAUUCUCAAAUUCAAACCUUCGACGAAGAGUUCCUAACUUCUUCUGAUAAAAUGUAUAGUAGAGGAAAACAGAAGUUUAGAAGUAAGAGAGUAGCUGAUGUUGUUGAGGCACUAAUUGGUGCCUACCUCAGCUCAGGUGGGGAAGUAGCGGCUUUAUCAUUUAUGAAAUGGCUUGGGGUGGACAUCGAUUUUGUUGAUGCACCUUUGCCAAGGAACUUUCCCAUGAAUGCUGAGAAGCUAAUCAAUGUCAGAUACUUGGAAUCCCUGCUACAUUACAAGUUCAAUGAUCCUUCUCUGCUUGUUGAAGCGCUGACUCACGGAUCUUACAUGCUACCUGAGAUUCCACGAUGCUAUCAGAUUGGGGAAGUUGUGAACCUGAACAUUUCAUUAACCUAAGGCUGCAUAGCAUAUGCAUAUCCUCACAUUUGGACCAAUAUAUUGUGAGCGUUCAAGAUAAGUAAUAUCAUAAAAACAAGAGCACUACUUUGUGGGUCUUAGGACAUCAGAGAAAGAAAUGAAACAAUGUUGAGAUUGAGAAAGUCAAGUUUGGGGUUUCCUAAUUAAUUAUGACCUAUGAGUUCCCAAGUAGAAAUUGAUUGCUAGAGCAGCAAGAUUGGCAUUGAUUUUAGAAGAUAUUCUUAUCCUAAGAUGAUGCCAGUUGUUGUUUAAUUCUUGAAGGAUAUGAUAGAGCCUUGGUUCAGUGGAACAUUUGGUGCCAAUGGGCUUCUUCUAUGACAAGUAAUGGGGUGGCCUUGUGACUAAACAAGGGAUAAAUGAGACAAUACCUGAUUUCGACUUUGGAAUUUACAAUGACCGUGAUUUUCCUUUGGGAUACUUUGUGUAUGCCAUUUGUGUGCUUACCAGAUUUGACCCCUGCAUAGAGAAAGCAAUACAAGCGGCAAGCCUAUUCUUUAGUGGAAGAUACACAAACUUGAGACUGAAGGAGAACCAGCAUCAUAUGCAUCUUAGGUGUUUUGACUUGUGGAAAUUACAUUCUUAGGCUGCAGGACUUACUGAAUUUCCAUUUGGGAGAAAUCAAGAGAGUAGAAGUGAAGUGAUCAAUGCAUAUUGUUCAGCAGCAUUGACGGGAUUCAUGUAUGGAGAUGCAAAUCAUGUUUCGGUUGGCUCAACUCUCGCGGCCUUGGAAAUUCAGUUAGCCAUGGACUUUGUGGCAUGUAAAAGGAGAUUAACAAAAUCUAUACACCAAGUUUUGCCAAGAAAAGUAAGGUGGUUGGUAUAUUAUAGUCAAAA
Solanum lycopersicum (tomato) is the source of this 4747-nucleotide messenger RNA. The record is from RefSeq and is a predicted model, not a curated record. NCBI's taxonomy places the organism in Eukaryota, Viridiplantae, Streptophyta, Magnoliopsida, Solanales, Solanaceae.